This is a messenger RNA of Rubroshorea leprosula, 1732 nucleotides long. NCBI's taxonomy places the organism in Eukaryota, Viridiplantae, Streptophyta, Magnoliopsida, Malvales, Dipterocarpaceae. The record is from the annotation of a GenBank genome assembly.
AAUUCAAUUGGGGCAUCUAUUUGGGGCAAGUUCAUUUGCCUAGAUGACAGCACAAGCAAGAGAAGAAGGUUUGACAUUGCUAGAUUCGUUAUCUCAACAACGAUGAUGGAUGUGGUCUCAGUAAAAAGAAAGAUUAAAGUUAAUGGGGACUUUUGUGAGCUGAAAUUCACGAAAGAAGAACUGACAAACAGCUUGUUUUCUUUGAAAUUCAAUUUCAUGCCCAACUUCAAUAGUGAAUCAGAAUAUAAUGAAUCAUGGUUUGAAGACACAAAAUAUAAAGCUGGCACUGAUGAUGAUAGCCAGGGAACGAAUAUAGAUGUUACCGUUGGUGAGGAAGCGGUGGUCGGAAACCCACUAGAAUGCAAAGGUAGAAGAAGAGGGUUGGCUAUCAUGUCAACCUUGGUGGCUAAAUUUGAAUUUGAAAAAAAGAGUAAUGAUGGAGAUUAUCUACAAAAGAUCAAUAGCCACUCACCUAGCCAGAUGGGUGAGGAAGAGUCAAUUAAGGUUGUGGUGGAUAGCAUUGACAUAGACACUGAAGAGGAGGAAGUAGGUGACAAAGAAGGUGUUGGAAUGUGUGAAGUAGGAUACAAACAGAAGACACAGUCAAGCUCUGAUCCCAUAGAAAGUUUGGACAAAGAGGAGCUGGUUAUCAAGAAGCUUAAAGAGAUGGAGAAAAAGGAUAAAGCAGAAAAUGAGGCAAAGAGCUCAAUGGGGAGGAAUGAAGGUGUGGGGAAGAAAAGGAUCACAAGAGAAUUAGUGAAUAAAGAAAGAGUAGACUUUUUAGCAAUUCUAGAAACAAAGAUGGAAGGGAUUGAUAGGAAAUUGUGUAGUAAGUUGUGGGGUUCAAAAGAGUACCAGUGGGUUGCAAAGGAUUUUGUGGGUAUGUCAGGAGGUUUGGUGUGCUUAUGGAAUUCUAAUAACAUUAGAAUGACACAAGUUUGGGAGGGAGAGAACUUUAUUGCUAUUCAAGGGGUGUGGGUUGCAGAGACACCAGAUAGUGAACUGGGGCCUAAACCAUUUAGAUUCUUCGAUGUAUGGUUUGAGCAUGAAGGAUGUGGAGAGGUGAUAAGAGAAGCAUGGGGAAAGGCAAAAAUUCAAGGAUGGGUUGGAUUCUGGCUCAAGGAAAAGCUGAAGAUCACCAAGGAAGCACUAAAGAUGUGGAGCAAAAGCAUUGUCAUUGAAAUUGAUAACAAAAUAAGUAAUGCUACAACGGAGACUGCACAACUAGACUUGAAAGAAGGGAUCAAUGGAUUGGUUUUGAAUGCAACACAGAAAGGCUUAUUAGAAGGAGUGGAAGUGGGAUGUAGAGGCUUUAGGGUCUCACAUCUACAAUAUGCAGAUGACAUGCUACUAUUUGGUACAACCACAAAGGAAAAUAUUUGGGCAAUGAAGGGCAUCCAGAGAACAUUUGAGCUAGUAUCGAGAUUAAAGAUCAAUUUUAGCAAAAGCCAACUCAUUGGCAUUGGGGUUAAGGAAGAGUGGUUAGAUAAAAUGGCAUGGGAAAGGACAACAAAAUCUCACAGAUGGGAGGUUGGAUUAACGACACAUGGAAUUGGAAUAUACAAUGGAGACGGAGAUUGUAUAGCUGGGAAGAAUAGGAAAAGCAAGGACGAGGGAUACCCUACAAGGUUAGCUUACCAAGCUCUAGCAGUGGAGCACGGGAUGGAACAACAAGGAGUGGUUCUCAAAACGUCUAGAACACAUUAGUGCCAAGUAAAAUCCCAGUUUUUCU